This is a messenger RNA of Lactuca virosa, 609 nucleotides long. The record is from the annotation of a GenBank genome assembly. Lineage: Eukaryota; Viridiplantae; Streptophyta; Magnoliopsida; Asterales; Asteraceae.
AUGAACAAAGGUUACAAACUAGCAGUCAAUGAGUUUACAGACCUUACAAACCAAGAGUUCACAAGCAAAAGGAACCGAUUCAAGGCACACGAAUGUCAAUAUUCCCCAUCCAGUACUUCCGCUUUCAGGUAUGAAAAUGUCACAGAAGUUCCAUCAUCAAGGGAUUGGAGAAAGAAAGGUGCAGUAACACCCAUUAAAGACCAAGGCCAAUGUGGGUGUUGUUGGGCGUUUUCAGCUGUGGCAGCUAUGGAAGGAAUAACUCAAAUCAAAACAGGUAAAUUAGUUUCUUUAUCAGAACAAGAGGAGGCAUCUAAACAUGGUGCAACAAUUACGGGUUAUGAAGAUGUUCCUGCUAAUAGGGAAAGUUCACUGUUGAAAGCUGUAGUUAGUCAGCCGGUGUCUGUUGCCAUUGAUGCUAGUGGGUCCGACUUCCAGUUUUACUCUAGUGGUGUGUUUAAAGGAGAGUGUGGUACUGAACUUGACCAUGGUGUUACUGUAGUUGGUUAUGGAACAAGUGAUGAUGGAACUAAGUAUUGGUUGGUGAAGAAUUCAUGGGGAACGAGUUGGGGUCUAGAGGGGUAUGCAAUGAUGCAAAUUAAGAGAUGUUGA